GUUUCGAAGUGGAGACAAACAGCUCGUGCAUUAGACUUUUGAUUUAGUUGGUUUGCAAUGAGACGGAGAAAUUUAAAACCAAGUGAUGCGCAGAAUGACACAUCUUCCAUCGCACGACAGGAUCAUUCAAAAGCGCAUUCCGAAUUUCAUUGGGAUCUCUGGUUGAUUCUUGCAUUGGAUAAUUGGAUCUUUGAUUUCGGAAGGCCAAUAGCUGCGCUGUUUGUACCUCUAGAGUGGUCUCCCUUGAAUAAACCCAGCAUUGGGGAUUACUUUCACAUGGCCUACAAUGUGAUCACACCUUUCUGCUUACUGAAGCUUUUAGAGCGAUGUCCGAAGAAGAUUUCAUCUACAGUGACGUAUCUGACUGUGAUUACGUUUGUGAUGGGCGCGAGUCUUCACCUGGUGGGAGAUUCAAUCAACCAUCGACUAAUCCACAGCGGGUAUCUCAAUCAUCUGUCUGUACGGGAAAACCCCAUCAUGAAACAACUACAGCCUCACUCACUGGUUGCUUCAUUUGAACUCCUGUAUGCAUAUGAUGAAGAAAUUGGACAUUUGAUGUGGUAUAUUCCUUUCUUUGUCACUGUGUGCUUGUAUUUCUCCGCAUGCUUUGUGAAGAAAUCCUCGUUGGUCACCAAAUUGUCAGUGACAAAAUGGAUACUAGUGAAGUUGUCUGCAUUGUAUUACUGGUAUUUGGUGACAGAAGGUCAAGUGUUUGUCAUAUUUUUGCUGACCUAUGUCUUCAUGCUGUUCACAACUCUGAGAGAGACAAAACGAGGCAACAAGCUGGACAUCAACGGUUGUUUCUUGUUAAUGGUCUUCUCUGUGACCCUGGGACUGGUGGCGGUGUGGGUGGGGUGGCUGUGGAGAGACCCAGUCCUGAGGGCGAGGUACCCAGGCUUCCUCUACAUUCCUGAACCCUGGGCAUAUUACACCCUCUACAUUAAGGCUUGAUGACAAGUUAUUAUGUGUUAACGAAUGUUAUUUCAAGGAGAAGAAAACAUAAAAAUGAUGCACCUUCAGAUGAAAUGGUGUGAAAAGUUAAGUGUAAAUGUUGUGUUCAGCAUUCUUUUUGGAAUCGAGAUCUGAUCAGAGAAAAUAUUGAAGACCAUAUUUAUUAAUAACUUUUGACAUUCUGUCAUCUGAAGUAAACUUAUAUUAUUAUGUUUUCUCCACCUUAAAGAAUCUUGAUUUGUUGAUUUUUGGCAUUGAAUGCCUGAAAAAAUUGUUCU
Liolophura sinensis is the source of this 1229-nucleotide messenger RNA. RefSeq names its product ceroid-lipofuscinosis neuronal protein 6-like. Lineage: Eukaryota; Metazoa; Mollusca; Polyplacophora; Chitonida; Chitonidae. The record is from RefSeq and is a predicted model, not a curated record. The transcript is spliced from 8 exons. The coding region runs from base 58 to 951 and encodes 297 amino acids.